AACGUUUUUGGCAUUGAUUGUUCAUCAAAUAAUUGACCAUGGAACUUGAUAUUCUAUUGACAUCUUCGAAGGAGUCUAGGCGUGAUAUUCUCUGUCCAGGAGAAAACUUAAAAGGAAAUGCUAUUAUAAGAUUUGCGGAAAGAACUCCUCUGAAGCACAUAAUUCUGCAAUUAAGAGGUUAUGAAAACUUGAAAUCUUUUUGUGAUAUUCCAAAAGAAGAACUUGAAAAGGAAAAUCAUUACAAAGACAAAAGUUGUCAUUCGCAAUUCUCGAAGCAGCUCAUCCAACAGCAUGUCCAGUCUACUUCUUUUUGUAUUUUACAGAAUGAGUUGAUAUUGUGGGAUAUAAAGGAUUACGUAAAGCAAAGAGAGUCCAAGAGAAAGACCGAUAACAAUAUCGUUCGAAGACGCGCACAAGUUGAUGAGGAAAUCAAUCAAGUGCAAGGAGUACUGUUGCUUCCAUUUGAGUUUCAAAUUCCUAAUGGAUUACCUCCUACAGUACGUGCUGAUGGAGGUGAUAUUUGUAUAGAAUACGACCUUUGUUUGAGAGUGGAACUUAAUGACUCUUCAAAGUCGGAUGGUGAAAAGAAUGCUAUAAGAGAAAAGAGUUACAAGCUACUUGUAGCUAAUGAUGGCCAAAUCCUUUACAAGAAUAGUGUAUUUAUCAAGCCAUACUAUCAAAAGGCUAGCUUGAUUCCAAAGACGAAAAAGAAGUGGUUUUCUAAAAAUAUAGCACAAGAAGUAAUACUUAAAGCGGGAAUCCCGACAGUACUGUACGAAGAAACACUCGGCACUUUAAUACCAGUAACUCUUGCAUUGGUAAAUAAGAGCAUGAAGAAGGUUUCUAGUCUCAUUCUCAGACAAAUUCAACGAAGGAAAAUCGUAUGUGAGAAUGGUCACAGUAUUGAAACUAUCGCAAAUGGUCCUGCAUUAUACGUAAACCUCAACUGCAUUGCUUUGCGUAAAAACAAUACCAUGUUGGGACCGAUACAGUCAAUGCUGCCACUUGCUGUUUCUCUUGGACCAACUGUAGAAGGUAGAUCCAUUCAAUUCACCAAUUUUGUUCAGAUCGAAGUGAUUCUUGACGACAAAAGAAGUAAAAUAGAGCUCGAACUUCCUGUAAUCAUAAUUCGAGGAAAGAACUCUCCAUUCUUACAGCGAGUAUAGAAUGAAAUACUUUCAAGGCCA
Molecule: messenger RNA, 1187 nt
Organism: Galdieria sulphuraria
Lineage: Eukaryota; Rhodophyta; Bangiophyceae; Galdieriales; Galdieriaceae
Exons: 2
Coding region: 39-1166 (375 amino acids)
Biological process (GO): protein transport
Cellular component (GO): cytoplasm
Source: RefSeq, a predicted model, not a curated record